This is a messenger RNA of Ylistrum balloti, 1138 nucleotides long. Its product is annotated as acyl-CoA:lysophosphatidylglycerol acyltransferase 1-like. Bases 1 to 1137 code for a protein of 378 amino acids. Gene Ontology annotation, molecular function: acyltransferase activity. NCBI's taxonomy places the organism in Eukaryota, Metazoa, Mollusca, Bivalvia, Pectinida, Pectinidae. The record is from RefSeq and is a predicted model, not a curated record. The transcript is spliced from 5 exons. Gene Ontology annotation, cellular component: endomembrane system.
AUGGACCAGCCACUUCCUCUCCGUCUGUUGCGUUACUCAUUGCGAGUUGCAUAUGUCAUAGUAACUAACUUCAUGGCAAUCCCAGCAUACAUUACAUGGACAUUUCUCUUGUACCCUUUGAAGUGCCUAGCUCCUAACAUCUUCUGGACCAUUGAACCCGUCCUGUUUAAAGGCUUGCUGGCUUUUGUCACAUUCUGGGUCAGCUCAGGCGGAUAUAGAAUGAUAGAGUCAGGAGAUCAACUAGACAAGAUAUUGGAGGAAAAAGCUAUCCUCCUUGUCAAUCACCAGUCCACAUCAGAUGUGCCCGUUGUCAUGGCAAGUUUCCAACCCAAAGGCCUCGCUAUAGGACACAUGAUGUGGAUUAUGGACUAUAUCUUCAAAUUUACAAAUUUUGGAUGGAUUUCUUAUUUCCAUGGAGAUUUCUUUAUACAACAGGGUAAAGUAGGCAGGGAAGAACAACUUACACUUCUAGGAAAUCAUCUAAGUACAAUAUUUAAGAAAUCUCUCCAGAAAUGGAUAAUUUUAUUCCCAGAAGGAGGAUUUUUGAGGAAAAGACGCAAGAGAAGCCAAGAUUUUGCUAAGAAACAUGACUACCCUGUGUUACAACAUGUGACGUUACCGCGACUUGGAGCUAUACAGGUGGUCAUCAACACAUUAUGUGAGAACAAUCAUCCAGCUGCUGAAGUAAAAGAACCUACAGUGAAUCAAAAAUCAAAAUCUACAGGAAUUGAAUGGAUUGUAGAUAUGACAAUAGGCUACCCCCGAGCUGAGCCACUUGACCUCCACGGAAUGUGUAUAGGGUACUGGGCUCCACGUGAUAUCUCCGUUCACUACCGCAUCUAUCCCAUCAAAGAUGUACCCACUCACAACACCGAACUCUUCACACGUUGGCUGUAUGACCGCUACCAUGAAAAGGAAAAUUUUCUGGAACAGUUUUACUCUAAUGGUGUAAAUAUAGAAGAUGCUGACAAAGAAAACAGAAAACAGCCGCGGAUGAAGAGACAAAGUGUUGAUCUAGAUCUGAUAAGUCUGUUAUUUUUUCAUUUUUUCUAUGCAACCUCCACAUACAUCUUCUGGUGUUUUCUGUACUCACCGUUCUUUAGUUUGUUGUCCUCGUGCCUAGCCUUUGUGUUUUGAC